AUGUCUUACCAGGGUGACCGAUCAGGUGGCAUCAAUGGAGCCAACGCAGACGACGAUUGGAUGAAUCAGUUUGUGAAUUUGGAUGAGCUCGUUGCCGACUUUGGCGACACUGUUCAGCCACCGCCGCCGGCAGCACCGCCUCAGCCCCCCGUCAACCCCCGGGUCAGACAGCCCCCAGAUAUCCAUCACCAGCCGCAGGAAGAUGUAGUCCCAGUUCUCAACGACGGACCCUUUCCCGCAGCAAGCCAGGCUCAGCCACAGGUGACGGAAGUCUCAGCCCACAACCCCGUGCUUGGUGAAGUUGAAGCAGGCGAGUAUCAGCCACGGGAGAUGAUGGCAACCCCAGUCAUCGACCAGCCACAGGAGAUUGUAGCCACCGCUAUCGAGCAGCCACAAUACAUGGCAGCCCCAAACAUCGACCUCAUGCCUCCUCAAGUCCCAGCAGGAGAGUAUUACGAGCCACAGGAGAUGGCAGCCCCACCCGUCGACCCUCUGCUUUUUGAGGAUGAAGCAAACGUGUAUCAGCCACAUGGAAUGUCGGCCCCAGCUAUCGAUCCUACCCUCUUCCGUGCAGGAAGCCAGACUCAGCCACAGGAGAGUCCAUCCAUCCAGCCUGGUGCCAACUCAGUCCAGAACGAUCUUCAGGCUCUUCAGCCACUUGUCGAGUUCAUCGACCUUACACAGGAUGAUAUCAUCGACAAUACACAGGAUGAGCCACAGCAUUACCCCGUCGCCGCGCCCCCACCUCCCGCUGCUCCAGCCAACGGGGAGGGACCUAGCAACAUCGGAUAUCCUGUCGAGGUCAUCUCUGGCUCCACUCCUGGCGCUAUGGGCAUGCAGCCUCGGGCCACAGGUGGCGGUGCCUUCGACAACCAGCUCCCUGAACCCGCUCCCAGGGUGGUCGGCUACGGUGUCCAGCACGUUGAAAUCACAGCCUCUCGUCCAGCCCGUCGUUCAGGCCAAGCGGUUGCCCAGGCCUCCAACGUCAACCCAGGCCAAGGCCAGCCGCCCCUGCCGCCCGCCUCCCAGCUGGGCCGCCCGGGCACCAGCCACCUCUCUGCCGUGCCAAACCAGACUGCCGGCACCGGGCCCCACUUUGACGUCGAGCAGGGCAUCCUCGGCAUCUACGAGGUUAACCACACGCCCUACCAGCCACGCAUGCCUCCUCGCUCGAUAGUAAGUCCGACCAUUGCAAGUCCCGUGACCUGGCCAGCAAACAAGGGUCACCAGCCCUAA
Gaeumannomyces tritici R3-111a-1 is the source of this 1236-nucleotide messenger RNA. RefSeq lists its product as hypothetical. Bases 1 to 1236 code for a protein of 411 amino acids. NCBI's taxonomy places the organism in Eukaryota, Fungi, Ascomycota, Sordariomycetes, Magnaporthales, Magnaporthaceae. The transcript is spliced from 2 exons. The record is from RefSeq and is a predicted model, not a curated record.